Messenger RNA from Cladocopium goreaui, 1995 nucleotides. The record is from the annotation of a GenBank genome assembly. Lineage: Eukaryota; Dinophyceae; Suessiales; Symbiodiniaceae.
AUGGCCAAACCUCUGGAGAAUGUGGCUUUUUGGUUGCCUGGGCUUGGUCCACCUGUGUCCCAGCUGCAGUUUACGCGUCCUCAAAGAGCCCUGUGCGCAGCGAACGAGCACAAAGCAAAGAUGACACAGGCGGCCGUGGCGGUGGCGGGGGCCCAGAAGAAGUUCUUUAAGUCGGUCUUGAUGCGCGUCCAAGUGGCAGGGGCCUCCCCGAUGUCACGGCAAAGCUCGUUGCGUUCCAAAGAGCGCGAGCGGCCGCAGGAUCCACCAAUUCCUUCCCGAGGUUCAAGGUUGAAAUUGACCUGUCCUGUGAAGUUACCGAGUUUGGGCAGAUCCCCGGGGGGUUCACAGACUGCACGGGAGCUUCGGGGUUUCUCAAAGGAGUCAAGAACUGGGCCACUCCGACAGUCAAGUCAGGAAUCGUCCGAACGUGCGAGAAAGCCCAAGACAAGGCAUACUACAGGAACUCUCGGGAUGGAAGCUUCCCCUGCGCAUAGCAUGUCCAUGCUCUCCACGGACAGCACGGACGCCUCGCCACAUAUUUCGUAUGAAGUCUUGAGGUUGGUGGAAGAAGCCAACAGCGUGCCAUCAGGGAGAGGCAGCAUUGAUGCAGUGUCACAGUCGUCCUCUCGAUCAAGCCCAAGUCUGGAUAUGGCGAAGUCAGACGUCGAAGACGUGAAUGACCGCAGCAUGUCCAUUGAAGCUAUGCAAGGGAUUCCAGAUUUGGAGCUGAUUCGGGCACCAGUUCCAGUCUCACGGGAGGGAUAUUCUGGUGGGGUAGCGCCGCCAGCAGACCUACCGAAUCCCAGCAGCCUACAACUUCCUAAGGCAAAGAACUACGUGCCAGCCCGUGCCUGGGGGAGUACAGCAACAGUUGACUCGAGCAAAGAGGAUGCAUCUCCUGGGUCACCUUUAAAGGCUAGGAGGACAUAUAGACGUCAUCAGACAAUGACUAAUAUGACUACAGGUCCUGGACAAUCGGAGACCCAAAAGGAAGAGGUGAACGAAAGGAGAAUCAAGAGCCUGGAGGGGCAAAAGAUUUAUGAUGUCUACUACUGGGAGGAGGUGAUUCAAGAGGACGGCGACGGCGGCAAAGUCGUCGUUUGCCGCAAGAAGACCGAGGACAACACUGGCGACUUUGAUAAGGUCAUGAAGAUCAAAUCUAAGUUGAAGCUAAAGAAAGAAGGCUGUGCAGAUGACUAUCGCAAGGCGGCAGCUGGGCGACCAGAAAGUGUACGUCUUGUCCUAACGAAGAUGCUGUCACUACCACCGCAUCCCGGGGUGAUGCCCGUGGAGGAGGCAUUGGAGGACGAUGCCUUCUACUACGUGGUCACACCCCGAGCCACAUCCAGCUUUUUUCAGGGCCUGCUCGGGGAAUUCCACGACGGCGUUGUACCUGAAUGUGCGCUCAGGAGUUUGAUGACUGACAUGCUGGAGGCAGUGGAUCAUUUACACACUCACGGCGUGCUUCAUCGUGACAUCAAACCAGACAACAUGGUGCUGCAGACCCAUGUGAACGAAGAGACCGGGGAGAAACGCAGGAGAGUAGUGCUCAUCGACUUUGACCACGCAGAUCCUGAUUUUCACAACAAUCCGGAUGACCAGGAGCGGAUCUACGGAACCCGACGUUUUAAUGCUCCGGAAUCCUACCUCUGCAGUUUUUCCAAGCAGACGGACCUCUACAGCAUAGGUGUGAUCUUCUACAUGCUGAUGACGGGCAAGAUGCCCUACGAUGAUGACAUCUUUGAUGGAAUCAACCCCCCUGGCUCUAGGAUGGUGAGUCCACGGGCGCUCUUGCACGAUACCUUCCAGCGUUUGAAAGAUGCAGACAUAGACUGGAAUUGCGACCCAUGGCCGUCGCAACCUGUUAGCAUGGACUUGUGUCGUCAGCUUCUGGCCUUUAAUCCUGCCUUGCGACCCAGCUCAGCGCGUACGGUGGGGGACCUCAGGUUGUGGGAAGGGUCGCUCUCGCCUCUCAACCCGAUCAAUGAAUUGUGA